CAUUGUUGUCGCCGCCCUUUGAUAAUGCAGCAUGGGCGAAAAUACCAGACCCAAGAGCUACAGCUGAGGAAGCAGACCCCUGUACUGUCAACGUUUUUACGUGAUUGAACGAAAGUGAUGUUCCAACAAUGCCGAUAGUGGAUAAACUCAAAGAGGCAUUAAAACCUGGUCGAAAGGAGACGGGCGAUGAGGGGGACCUCAACAAGCUUCUGGCUUCUUCUGCCAAGAAGGUCCUCCUGCAGAAGAUUGAGUUUGAGCCGGCCAGCAAGGGUUUCUCCUAUCAACUGGACAGCCUGAAAAACAAGUAUGUGAUCCUCAAUCCCAGGAACGAGGGCGCUACGAGCCAGAAGGCCACUGAGCCUGCCCAAAUAAAGAGGCAAGUUUCAGAGAACACCGUUGGCGGCCAGAGCGAUGGGAUCCCCACACCACAGAAGAUGCUCUUCCAAGGGAACAAGCUCACCCUUAAAUGGGAGCGUGUCUACAGGGUGGGAGCCGGUCUCCACAACCUCGGGAACACCUGCUUCCUCAACUCCACAGUGCAGUGUCUCACCUACACCCCGCCACUUGCCAACUAUUUACUCUCAAAGGAGCACAGCCGUGCCUGUCACCAGUCGGGCUUCUGUAUGAUCUGUAUAAUGCAGAACCAUAUCAUCCAAGCCUUUGCCAACACAGGCAACGCCAUCAAGCCUGUCUCCUUCAUCAGAGACCUGAAAAAAAUUGCCAGACAUUUUCGCUUUGGAAGCCAAGAGGACGCCCAUGAAUUUUUGCGGUAUACCAUCGAUGCCAUGCAGAAAGCCUGUCUCAAUGGCUACCCUAAGCUUGACAGGCAGACCCAGGCCACAACGCUGGUUCACCAGAUUUUUGGAGGCUACCUCAGGUCAAGAGUGAAAUGCUCUAUUUGUAAAAGUGUGUCAGACACAUAUGACCCUUACCUGGACAUCGCUUUGGAGAUUCGACAAGCAGCAAACAUUGUGCGAGCCCUGGAACUGUUUGUUAAAUCAGACGUACUCAGUGGAGAGAAUGCCUACAUGUGUGCCAAGUGCAAAAAGAAAGUCCCAGCGACCAAGCGCUUCACAGUCCAUCGAACAUCUAACGUACUGACUCUGUCACUCAAGAGGUUCGCCAACUUCAGCGGAGGAAAAAUAACAAAGGAUGUUGGUUACCCAGAAUUUCUGAACAUCCGCCCCUACAUGUCCCAGAGCUCAGGCGAUCCUGUUAUGUACGGCCUCUACGCUGUUCUGGUACACUCUGGCUACAGCUGUCAUGCUGGCCACUACUAUUGCUAUGUCAAGGCCAGCAACGGACAGUGGUACCAGAUGAAUGAUUCAAUGGUGCACUCUAGUAACAUCAAAGUGGUUUUGAACCAGCAGGCGUACGUGCUUUUCUAUCUGAGGAUCCCUGAAAGCAAGAAGAACGCAGAUGGACAGGCCACCAAGCAGGCAAUGUUGCAUCCUGGGAAGAACAGUGUGUCGUCUGAACAGAUAAAGAGGGCCAACCUGAACGGGCCUCUCUCCUCCCCGCAGAUCACAAAGAAACUCGAGCCUGCACAACUGCGUAAGAUCCAGUCCAUGGAUGGAGGUUUGGGCCUGCCCAUUUCCAGGAACGGCGUGAGCGCUCAGCCUCAUCCCCGACCUUCCAACUGGAUGUCAUCCUCCAAUGGCCCAACAAAGCUGCUGGGUGGGCCCACGAUGAUCGAUGAGCCUUUCAAGAAGCUGAAGAAGCCGUCCCCCCAGGGCCAAGUGCAGUCCCGCAGCAUCACUCCGACCCCUUCCAACAACGGGGUCGGCAGGGCGGAGGGAGACAGAAAGCAAGGUGGCGAGGGCAGGAGCAUGUCGGCGUCUACCUCAUUUAAGUCUCUGUCUGACUCGUCCUCUGCCGACACCAGCGACUCAAAGGACUCCGUGGGGACCAAAAGUGCGCCCGUAGGAGAGACUCCCUCCACCCCGCGGAAAUCCUCUAACGGCCCGGCGUCUCCAGCCAAGAGCGUGGAGCGCUCUCAGAGCACGGAGGAGCAGAAGACGGCGAAAAUAAAAACCCCGGCUCUCAACAACAUCGCGUCCGAAGCCACCAGCACCAUGUCACCUCCGCCUGCAAAGAAGCUGGCCCUGUCAGCCAAGAAGGCUCGCAGCCGGAGACCGAGCAGCAUUGAUGCUCUGCCCCCUUCGCCGCGCCAGCUGUCCAGUGACCCUACGCAUCAAAAUCAACUUAACCCCUUCACCUUUGCCUCACCUACUCACACUCACAGAGCUGGUCCAUUCCAUUCACCUAAAGUCCAGUCAUCGCCUUUUGCCCACUUAAGUGGAUCCUUCAAACAGCAGAGCCCUCAGAAACAGUCCCUUCCCUCCACACUGCAAAAAACAAACGCCAGCCUUUCUCUUAAAACCAACGGGCUUCACAGCGCCGGCCCAAAGAGCCCCAAGUCUUCCAACAACCUCAGCUCCUUGGUCCAAGAACCAGACCUCAACAGCACUCCAGCUCAAAAGGUCAACCAAAAGAAGAAGAAGAAAAAGAAGCGGCGGCAUUCUGAGGUGGAGGCUGACGCAGAGCCAGUGGCAUCCCCGGUAGCGGUGACACAGAUCGACCCUGUGGAAUCGGCCGGCGAGAAGAAGCGGAAGAGGAAAAAGAAAAAGCGAAAGAAGGAGCAUGAAGAUGGACAGACUGUUAAGGAAAGGGAGUGUGUCCUGUCUCACCUGGAAACACCGAACCAGGAAGAGGACUGGUGUCAGGGUGGCAUAUGGAGCCUUACGUCCCAUCCAGAUGCAGAACAGUCCAAGCAAAAGCCUCAGCUAGCGCCAAAAACCCCAACACAGUGUGAGUCGAAUCAUGAAGAACAGGGAAGGGACUCUGUACAGUUGAAGAAGAAGAAAAAGAAAAAGAAGAUGCAGCUGGUGGAGGAUCUGCAGGACACAACUUCAGCAUGCUCUGCACCAGACAGCACUCCCGAGAUUAAGGUCGCGGUCGUUCAGAAUGAUACCGGAGAUUUGGAAACAUUGAAAAAGAAAUUAAAGGUGAAGAAGAAGAAAAAGAAGAGGCUAAAAGAAGAGGUUGGACUGUGGGAGGAGAGCAGGCGAUGCUCAGACGGGCCGAACGACGAGCCUGAAGCAGUGGAGACCACUUCCAAAGAGAACGCCACGGAGAACGGCAAAAUAAGUAAAGAAGGCACAGCCACAGUGGUAGUUUGGGACAGCCAAGUGAAGGACGGCUACAAACGCAGCCAGGCGCCAGCGUCGGAUGGGAGUGAAUUAGGAGAAACCCCGACCCGUGCUGCUCCUGUAGCCUGGGACGGGAAAAAGACAAGUGGGGUGGUGGAGGAGCUGCUCAGUUACGCCACAGAUAAGGCCUACGGAGCCAACGUCCUCAGUUGGGAUGGAGAGGUCUCUGCCAUCAGUAGAGACGCAGCUGAAGAUGUCCGCCACGCCAAGUGUGACACUGUGAUCGAUGAGUGGGAUGAAGACUUUGACAGGGGAAAGGUUAAGAAAAUGAAAAACUAUAAGAGAGAGAAGUGGAGAAGCGGUGGCAGCAGCAUCUUCCAGAAGAUCCAGGACAGGCGGAGCAAGUGGUCUGUAACACCUGGAGGAAAGAGGGUUUUUGGAGUCCGUCGAUGAGAAAAAUCCAGAUUGCCGUUGAGGUCGUGCUGAUUGGAAAUAGAGACAACAAUACUGUAUACUAAACGUCUGUACCUUUUUUCUCUUUUUUUUAUUUUUAUUUCUCUGUCUUGUGUUAAGUUGAGACCCAAAAUCCUGAAUAAGAUAUGAGUUCUAAAGCAGUCAGACAGCCCCUUCUAUCUCAAUUUGAAACAAACAUGAAGUGUUUUCUUCGAGCUUCAGUGUUCCCCUUUUAAUCCAAAUACCACAGUAGAUGGCUGAAGCUUCUCUAUGCAUGCAAUAUUUAACAGAAACCCUUACACCUCCAUAUCAAAUGAAUAUUUAUAUGCAUCCUUUGAGCCUUGGUUAUUGCCACAACAAUGUUGAGCUGAAAUGAAAUACAGUGUACCAUAUAUGGGGAUGGGUGGGCUAAGAAUGAAAUAAUGAAAUAUCUGCAAUACAUUGACUGUCUUGUAUUGGAAACU
Molecule: messenger RNA, 4069 nt
Organism: Anoplopoma fimbria (sablefish)
Lineage: Eukaryota; Metazoa; Chordata; Actinopteri; Perciformes; Anoplopomatidae
Gene: usp36
Product: ubiquitin specific peptidase 36
Exons: 20
Coding region: 129-3605 (1158 amino acids)
Biological process (GO): protein deubiquitination; regulation of apoptotic process
Cellular component (GO): nucleus; cytosol
Molecular function (GO): cysteine-type deubiquitinase activity; cysteine-type endopeptidase activity
Source: RefSeq, a predicted model, not a curated record